Molecule: messenger RNA, 1918 nt
Organism: Myotis davidii
Lineage: Eukaryota; Metazoa; Chordata; Mammalia; Chiroptera; Vespertilionidae
Gene: CRISPLD1
Product: cysteine rich secretory protein LCCL domain containing 1
Exons: 14
Coding region: 59-1564 (501 amino acids)
Cellular component (GO): extracellular region
Source: RefSeq, a predicted model, not a curated record
AAGGCGUGGAAGAGCCUGUCUUGGAGAUUUUCCCAGGGAAACCCUGAGAUCAUUCAUUAUGAAGUGUACCACGUGGGAGUGGCUCCGAGUGACCACAGUGCUGCUAUUCAUGGCUAAAGCAGUUCCAGCCAUGGUCGUUCCUAAUGCCACUUUAUUGGAAAAACUUUUGGAAAAGUACAUGGAUGAGGAUGGUGAGUGGUGGACGGCCAAGCAAAGAGGGAAAAGGGCCAUCACAGACAAUGACAUGCAGAGCAUCUUGGACCUUCAUAAUAAGUUACGAAGUCAGGUGUACCCAACGGCCUCUAACAUGGAGUAUAUGACGUGGGAUGUCGAGCUGGAGAGGUCUGCAGAGUCCUGGGCUGAAACUUGUUUGUGGGAACAUGGGCCUGCAAGUUUGCUUCCAUCGAUUGGACAGAAUUUGGGAGCACAUUGGGGAAGAUAUAGGCCCCCGACGUUUCAUGUCCAAGCAUGGUAUGAUGAAGUGAGAGACUUCACCUAUCCAUAUGAACAUGAAUGCAACCCGUAUUGCCCAUUCAGAUGUUCUGGUCCUGUAUGUACUCAUUAUACACAGGUGGUGUGGGCAACAAGCAGCAGAAUAGGCUGUGCCAUUAAUUUGUGCCAUAACAUGAACAUCUGGGGGCAGAUAUGGCCCAAAGCUGUCUACUUAGUGUGCAAUUAUUCCCCAAAGGGGAACUGGUGGGGCCAUGCCCCCUACAAACACGGAAGGCCCUGUUCAGCUUGCCCACCCAGCUUUGGAGGAGGCUGUCGGGAAAAUCUGUGCUACAAAGAAGGAUCAGACAGGUACUACACUCCCCGUGAAGAGGAAACCAAUGAAAUUGAACGGCAGCAGUCCCAAGUCCAUGACACCCACGUUCGGGCAAGAGCGGAUGAUAGUAACACAAAUGAAGUUGUAAGCACGCAGCAAAUGUCCCAAAUUGUUUCUUGUGAAGUAAGAUUAAGAGAUCAGUGCAAAGGAACAACUUGCAAUCGAUAUGAAUGCCCUGCUGGCUGUGUGGAUAGUAAAGCUAAAGUUGUUGGCAGUGUAUAUUAUGAAAUGCAAUCCAGUAUUUGUAAAGCUGCAAUUCAUUAUGGUAUAAUAGACAAUGAUGGCGGUUGGGUAGAUAUCACUAGACAAGGAAGAAAACAUUAUUUCAUCAAAUCCAAUAGAAAUGGUAUUCAAACAAUCGGGAAAUACCAGUCUGCUAAUUCCUUUACGGUCUCUAAAGUAACAGUUCAGGCUGUCACCUGUGAGACCACGGUGGAACAGCUCUGUCCAUUUCAUAAACCGGCUUCCCACUGCCCAAGAGUAUACUGCCCUCGUAACUGUAUGCAAGCAAAUCCACAUUAUGCUCGUGUGAUUGGAACUCGAGUUUACUCUGAUCUGUCCAGCAUCUGCAGAGCAGCGGUCCAUGCCGGGGUGGUUCGCAAUCACGGUGGUUACGUGGACGUUAUGCCCGUGGACCGAAGAAAGGCUUACACUGCUUCUUUUCAGAAUGGAAUCUUCUCAGAAAGUUUACAGAAUCCUCCAGGAGGAAAGGCUUUCAGAGUAUUUGCUGUUGUGUGAGACGGAACACCUGGAAGAGGAGCGUGAAGACUAUCCCAGAUGCCAUAUUUCUGAAGUGUAUAAAACUGUAACAUUACUGUACAGAAGGUCGCAACUAUUUUCAGCUGCCCCCAUACUCCCCCCCCCCAAAAAAAAUGCCAAAUGCAUAUAAAUCUUGAUACACAAAGUCUGUAAAAUAAAACAUGGGACAUUAUUAGCUUUGGAAAAAGUAAUGGAUAUGUAAUGGUUUUAGAAAUCCUGUGUUAAAUAUUGCUAUAUUUUCUUAGCAGUUAUUUCUACAGUUAAUUACAUAGUCAUGGUGGUUCUACAUUUUAUAUGUUAUAUUAUAUGGUGCUUUGUAUAUGCCACUAAUAA